Cantharellus anzutake is the source of this 675-nucleotide messenger RNA. RefSeq lists its product as uncharacterized. The coding region runs from base 90 to 572 and encodes 160 amino acids. The record is from RefSeq and is a predicted model, not a curated record. Lineage: Eukaryota; Fungi; Basidiomycota; Agaricomycetes; Cantharellales; Hydnaceae. The transcript has 2 exons.
GAGCUGUUGCAUACAAGGCAACUUUGUAGAAGACAAAUAAUUCCCGCUAACUCUGUAGCGGGUCCUGCAAAUUUUUCGACCCUGAUUGAAUGGGUUUGGUGACAAGGUCCUCUAUUAUUGCCAAUUCUCUGUACUCUCCUCCCGCUGCCUUUUCCCCUCCUCCUUGUACUAUCGUUCCCCUCUGCUACUUCUCUUGUGCUUUCCGAACCACCACUAGCCUCCAGUUCCUUCGCCGACGUCACAGCUUUUAUCACCCGCCGAAUUGGCUUCUCACCAGUUGCGCUGACCCCUUCUCCGCGUGUGUCCAUCUUUCGAACAAGAUGAACCGUUUUCGUGUGUCAUCGUCAACAUUCAAGUAUUGCAUGUGUAAGGAUAGCCGAGACGCCAAUCGAAGAUCGCGAUGGGCUCCUACUUUGCUCAAUGACAAUAUGCCGAAAGUACGAGACUCAGACUUAGCUGUACAUACAGACCAGGCAGAUGAUGAUCAUUUGCUGCUCCAUUUGACUGACUGUGAACGCUUGAAUUCAAAGAAUCGACGCACUGAAAGUGUCGACGUCUUCAAUGCAUUGUAGCAUGGGCCGGCCUCCGGUCCGUUCGUCCGCUUCGACAGUACUCUUCUGCACCAAUCUGAACCCAGUAGUGUUGUUUUGAACCUCCUAUGUACUGGCUUAUAAC